AUGGUCUUCAAGUUCGUGAUCUUCUCAUCUUUCGUGGCAUUGGCCUACGCAAGUGCACCAGCUGCCAUAGGUGCCGCACCAGUGGCUGCGGCACCGGUCGCGUACUCACCGUCUUUUGCAAGAAUAGAAGAAUACGAUGCCUUUCCGCAGUACAGAUUUGGAUAUGAUGUUGCUGACUCCCUAACUGGGGACUACAAAAGCCAGCAGGAGCAGCGUGAUGGAGAUUUCGUACAAGGCUCGUACUCCCUUGUGGAUCCCGAUGGCACACGCCGUACCGUUGACUACGCUGCUGAUCCUGUCAAUGGAUUCAACGCAGUCGUCCGCAAGGAGCCUUUGGUUGCUGCUGCCCCGGCUGUAGUCGCCGAACCCGCUGUAGUGCCAGCUCGUAUUGCAGCCGCUCCCGUUGCCGUUGCCGCUAAGGUUGCCGCUCCCGUAGUCGCUCAACCUGCUGUAGUUUCUGCUCGUUACGCUGUGGCUGCUCCUGCACUCGCUGCUCCCGCCGUUGCUGCGCCCGUAAUCGCAAAGUACGCCACCGCACCAGUCGCCGCUCCCGUGGCAGCUCCAGUUUACGCUCGCUACUCUGCUGCUCCAGUUUACGCCCGCUAUGCUGCCACUCCAGUUUACGCCCGCUACGCUGCCGCUCCCGUGGUCACGGCUCGUUACACAGCUGCUCCUGUCUUUGCUCGAUAUGCCGCAGCUCCCGUCGUAGCUACCAAUGCUGCGUAUACUGCCCCUGUGGCCGCCUAUACCGCACAAGUGGCUGCAUACAGUGCCCCAGUCGCGGCAGCUUAUGCUCCAGCGCGUUUGGCGGUGGCUCCUGCUGCUGCUCCGGUAGCCCCUGUAGCCCGCGCAGCGCCCGCAAAAAUUGUGGAAUCCGCCGCCGCCGGACACCGUUAUCCUUAG
This is a messenger RNA of Parnassius mnemosyne (clouded apollo), 903 nucleotides long. NCBI's taxonomy places the organism in Eukaryota, Metazoa, Arthropoda, Insecta, Lepidoptera, Papilionidae. The record is from the annotation of a GenBank genome assembly.